Molecule: messenger RNA, 354 nt
Organism: Pleurotus ostreatus (oyster mushroom)
Lineage: Eukaryota; Fungi; Basidiomycota; Agaricomycetes; Agaricales; Pleurotaceae
Exons: 1
Coding region: 1-354 (117 amino acids)
Source: RefSeq, a predicted model, not a curated record
AUGGCCUGGACAGGAAUGGCUGUGACACAUAUGGCAAGUAGUGACGUCGCUUCAAACAUCGAUACCACGACUUUAAAGGCUUACAACGAUGAAUACUUCUCCAUGACGGCCUGCGUUCGCGAUGAAACACUACUCGAGGUGCAUGUUUCCACGACGACAGAAGACAUAAUCAGGCUCUCUCUCAUACUGCCGCGCUCUGGCGCCCACACCCUCGACAUCGUCGGUUUGCCUUCAUUGAAGGAAGCAGACUGGUUGAGCUUUUUCAGGCGACACAUCCAAGUGCAGAGAUGGAUGAUCGACGAAGUGACUGCAGCCUUCGUUCAAGAUCAGAUUGUGACGCCUCAUCCCGUUUAG